This is a messenger RNA of Thalassophryne amazonica, 1686 nucleotides long. RefSeq names its product tripartite motif-containing protein 16-like protein. Gene Ontology annotation, molecular function: protein binding. The record is from RefSeq and is a predicted model, not a curated record. The coding region runs from base 188 to 1531 and encodes 447 amino acids. Lineage: Eukaryota; Metazoa; Chordata; Actinopteri; Batrachoidiformes; Batrachoididae. The transcript has a single exon.
GUUCUGAUUAUUUUACGCUCUCCCACGUUGAGAGGGUUAUCUAGAGGAGGUAUAGCACCUGUGAUGGACUUCUGCUGAGCGCCGAUGUGAGUGCUGAGCUCCUGACCCCGCAACUCUGCUGAAACCGACCUCUCGCGUGAGUUACGGACCGCUAGACGGCGCGAGAUUCCCAACUGCCAAUCACCGAAUGGCACAGCAAGGAGUUGUGAUGGAUGGGGUCAGGUUCUGCUGUUCAGUCUGUCUGGAUCUGAUGAGGGAUCCGGUGACGAUUCCCUGUGGACACAGCUACUGCAUGAACUGCAUCCAAAGGUUCUGGGACGAAGAGGAUUGUAAGAACAUCUACAGCUGUCCUCAGUGCAGACAGACUUUCAUCCCGAGGCCUGUCCUGGUGAAAACCACCAUGUUGGCAGAUUUAGUAGAGGUGCUGAAGAAGACUACACUACAGGCCGAGAAGCAGAAGGUUCUGGAGGCCAGGAGGCAGCAUAUCCAACAGAUAAUCCACGACGGUUACAAAGAGGUGAAGGUGCUUCAGCAGGAGGCAGAGACCAUCAGUCACUGUGCCGAUAAAGCAGUGGAAGACAGCGAGAAGGUUUUCGCUCAUCUGAGCCGUCUGAUUGAGAAAAGAAGCUCUGAGGUGAAGCAGCAGAUCAGAUCCCAGCAAAAAACUGAACUGAAUCGAGUCAAGCAGCUCCAGGAGAAGCUGGAGCAGGCCAUCGCUGACCUGAAGAGGAAAGACACUGAUCUGGAUCAACUCUCACACACACAAGAUCUCAACCAAUUUCUGCUAAAUUACUCCUGGGUGUCACAUCUUGGUGCGUCCACAGACUCACCCUACCAACGAAUCUGCCCUCUGAAGAUGUUUGAGGACGUGAUGGUGGGUGUGUUGAAGGUCAGAGAUAAGCUCCAGGACAUUCUGGCCGAUGACUGGCCCAAAGUUUCACAGAUGGUGAAUGAUGUGGGUGUUCUACUGCCACAAGGAGAACCACAGACCAGAGCAGGGUUCUUAAUGUACUCGGUUGACAUCACACUGGAUCCAGUCACGGCGCACAAAGAGCUGCUGUUAUCAGAGGACCACAGGAAAGCUACAAAUACCGCUCAGAAACAGCCGUAUUCUCAUCAUGCAGGCAGAUUUGUUGUCUGUAUGCAGGUCCUCAGUCGCCAGAGUCUGACUGGACGUUGUUACUGGGAGGUGGAGUGGAGUGGACGGGGUGCGUCCAUAGCAGUCACGUACGCCAGUAUUAAGAGAACAGGGAAUAAAAGUGGAUUUGGACACAAUGACAAAUCUUGGUCUUUAGAUUAUUACAAAAACACUUGUGAAUUUAUGCAUAGGAGCAUUAGAACCCCAGUCUCAGGUCCUGUGUCCUCUAGAGUUGGGAUAUACCUGGAUCACAGUGCCGGGAUUCUGUGCUUCUACGGUGUCUCUGCAACCAUGACUCUCCUCCACAGAGUCCAGACCAGAUUCACUCAGCCACUCCAUGCUGGACUUUUUGUUUAUGUUGGAAGCACUGCAGAGAUCUGUGAUCUGAAAUAGAUGAAUGUCACUGCAGAAACACAAUUCAGUUUUAACGCUGAAGACAGAGAACUUUAUUGAUCACUUGGGAAGACUCCCUCAGGGAAAUUGAGAUUCCAGUAGCAUUGCAUAGCAGCACACAGGAUAAGAAGCACACAGAUUAUCAAAAGUGAAAG